GUUGUACUUCUUGUAGUAUCAGACCCGGAGAUGGCGGAAUGCUGGCAGAUUGGCAGAUUGGUUGUGACUACUCCUGGUGGUACAUCUUUGAAGUUGCACCUCUUUAAACCGUGCCACAAUUUUUACUAGAUUACAGUGGCAGGCGAUGGAAGACAGGAGCCUGAAGUUGCACACAAGACCACUGCUUGCGCGAAACAACCACCGCAGAGACUUUGAGAGCACUUGAACCUGCUGCCAGCUGGCAUUGAGAGAGCAGUCCUUCCCCCACGGCUGCACCGAGAUGGUAGAUGGCUUCGAUUGCACCACCUUACGACGACGUGGACGGUGUUCGGAAACUUCCCAGGCCGCAUACACCGAGGCCAGGGCACUGAGCGUCGAAGAGAGGGAAUCACGACAAGCCGAUGCGCAUGCUAUAUCAACCCGGGCGGCGAUCGCAGGUUUUACUAGUAGCAUUGCUGUCAAACUUGAACUUCCAGGCUCCACGAUCGACCUGGCACGGCAGUGCUGAGACCAGAUCGCCGCUGCCAGAUCUCGUGCUACCAGUACCAGUCCCACACCAGCUGUUCCACUGCCACUGGCGUCUAAUGUUUCGUGCUUCAAAGGUCCGACUCGACAACCUUGUUUGCGCCACACAAUCAUCACCUGGAUUGCCAGUGUCUCCAUGAAUUGCAGCUUGCCCAGUUACUCCGGCACCUGACUGGCUCCGUCGGACACUUGUCUGAGAUGCAGUGGUAGCCCUGUCUCUCGCGUCUGUGGUCUCAAAGCAGCUUAUGAUUGAUGGUGCUACCACUAUUAUGCCUUGAGAUCCCGGAUCGUCAAUGGGGCUUCAGGGAUCGAAGCUACUUCUGGACUUCUGCCAUUGGUUUGAUCUCAUGCCGGUGAUGCAACAAUUCAGGUCGGCUGCCAUUUAAACGGCCCUCUUAGCAGUGGCCGAAACUUUGAUGUCGCCGCAUCGACCUUAGUACGGGACAUGACUGCAUAGUAUUGGGUCAAUGACCUGUUUCGAGAGGUGAUGUUUUCUCUCGUCGGCCAUGUGGUGCCAUAAAAACGUGGGUUGUCGUGGCUUGUACACUCGUUUGAUCUCUUUCGGGGGCGUCACGUUUCUUUCGCACCACAGCUUCCGUCCACGGCCCCAAGUGAUGACUAUUCAUCUGCUACAUAAUGAGACCAGCAUCCAAGAAGAGCUCCUCAGCGGCUGGGCAUCCAUCCUUAAACUCCCAUGAUCUCAGCGACUGAGACAGCGACCGACUACUAGGCUAUUUCAUGGACUCUGUCAUACUAACUUGGGUUGGUUGAGCACAAUGACAGCUCAGCGUGUCCUCGUCUACCUGUUACGCCGAGACCUGCGUCUCUGUGACAAUCCGGUCUUCUAUGAAAUACACAAACUUUCCAAACAAGCGUCUCCUCCUUUCACACAUGUCCUGCCGAUAUACGUUAUCCCGGCUCAACAGGUUGAAACCAGCGGAUUCUUGCCCGAUCCAGAAUCCAUAUCGCCAUUUCCCGAAGCCAGGUCUGAAGUGGGAAAGUUCUGGCGCUGCGGUCCUCAUCGAGCCGUGUUUCUGGCAGAGUCGGUGUGGAGUCUGAAGCAAGACCUAGAAAGAGUAGGCAGUGGUCUCCUCAUACGGGUCGGUCAGUUAGGCCAGAUUGCGCAAGAUGUUUUCGACCAGUUCCGUACCCAAGCAUCAGACGCCAUCGUUUCGGCGGUUUGGAUGACAUCCGAAGAAGGCGUUGAAGAGAAGAGAGAGGAAAGAGAAGUGCGAAAGGCUGCACAAAAAGCAGGGGUUGAGUUCAAAUUGUGGCUCGAUGAGAAGUAUUUCAUUGACGAUCGAGACGUUCCAUUGAAGAAGCCAUCUGAUCUGCCAGAUGUUUUCACAGCUUAUCGAAAAUCCGCAGAGCCACUCAGAGAAGCUCCGAGAAAACCUGUCUCGACACCACCCUCCCUACCGGCGCUUCCAUCAUUCCUGCCGAGCCAGCCGGCGCCUUUCGCCAUACCCGAUUCAUUUGAGGGGAUGAAAUCUGCGCUGUUGAAGCCGCUCAACAACCAGCCUCUCCUUGCGGACCCUCCGGCAUUUCCUCCAGGGGUGAAGUCGGCACAUCCGUUCCGUGGAGGCAGCCAGGAAGGACUCCAUCGAAUCCAGCAUCUACUGAAACAAGGGGUCAUGACUAGAUACAAGGACACUCGCAACGGCCUUCUCGGGACUGACUUCUCGACCAAACUCUCGGCCUGGCUAGCACUCGGCUGCAUUACCGCUCGGCAAGUCCAUGCUCGACUCGUCGAUUAUGAAGAAGGUUACGAUGAUCAAUACCAAGGCACUGAAGGGUAUGGCAAAGGCGAGAAUGCAGGCACUGCAGCCGUUCGCUUUGAGCUUUUGUGGCGCGACUACAUGAGGCUAUGUACCAGAAAGUUCGGGCCUCGAUUGUUCAAAGUCCAAGGCUUUCGCAACGACACCUCUUAUUCAUGGAAAACACCCGACCAGGAUUCCAAAGUGGCAGCUAUGUUUCAGAGGUUUCUCCGUGGGACAACUGGUACGGGUCUUAUCGAUGCCAGUCAACGCGAGCUCUAUCUCACGGGAUAUACGAGCAAUCGAGCCCGGCAGAACGUCGCAAGUUACCUUGCCAAACAUCUCGGCAUUGAUUGGAGACUUGGGGCGGAAUGGUACGAAGCCAAUCUUGCCGAUUACGACGUCUCGAAUAACUGGGGAAACUGGCAGUAUGUGGCUGGUGUCGGGAACGACCCGAGAGGCGAAGCUCGGGUGUUUAAUCCUGUCAAACAGGCUUUUGACUACGAUCCCCAAGGUGAGUAUUGUAAAGCUUGGGUAGAGGAGUUGCGCGCCCUACACGAGCCACAGGAGAUUUUUCAGGUGUGGAAGGUGCUACAAUCGCGGAGGACUGCCUUGGGGCUUCAAGGCAAUGAAAUGGUUGAGCGGCCGCUGGUCAAGAUUGACUUUAGAGUCGGAGCGAGAGGAAGUGGAAGAAGAGGAGGCGGCGGUGGUGGCGGUGGGGGGCGUUAUGGAGGCAGCAGUAGAGGCAGUUCGAAGCCCGAGGGCCGCAGUGGCAGGGAGCACAAUGAUGAUGGGUCCAGAGGAAGAGGCUCUGGCAGCGAAGGCAUGGGUUCAGGUUCAAGUUCACGGAGAGGACACCGCGGACGGGGAAUGGGAAAGAAUGAUGCUACUAGAAGUACAUGGGUACGAGGUUCAAGUCGGGAGGUAGUUAUAGGUCGUCCGCGCCAGUGUCUGCCUGUGGUGGACGACAAGGGGCACAAAGCUCUUAAGGACGAGAACUCAGAGGAGAUCAAGGAGUCUCACAAUUGAAUUGAAUCUGAAUUCCAGGGCGCAACACGGUACGCUUUGCCAGUGAUCGUCAGUUGCAUAAGGCACCAACUGCUGGCACCAAUCAGAACCGCCUGCUCGCUCGAAGCAACGAGAGACUCGGGGUGGUAUAUAGGUAUCUAUAUGAGUUUCAAAGCUAAGAACGAAGGCGUGGGAGACUCAGAAGGCAUAAACCCCUGUCCCGCCAACAUUUGGAGACAUUCAGUUCAGGCUGGUUGGUACUCCCACCGUGACCGGGCUGGAUGGCAUGGCCUGACUGUACAGUACUGUAUGAUUAGACCGCCGAGUCACUGCAGCUGCUGCCGAGUAUCUGAGAUGCAGUACACCAGGAGCAGUAUAGCAUAGCAUAGCAGAGCCACGUUUCCUCGGAUCGUACUGAGAUGGUUGUCAUCCCGCCAUCGUUGCGAUGAUGAUGGUAAUUAGUCAAGAUAGGUAGUGAGAUGGCACAGUGAUAAUGGUGAGAAUAGCAAGGAGAGCGAGGAAUGGA
Exophiala dermatitidis NIH/UT8656 is the source of this 3816-nucleotide messenger RNA. Its product is annotated as deoxyribodipyrimidine photo-lyase. Lineage: Eukaryota; Fungi; Ascomycota; Eurotiomycetes; Chaetothyriales; Herpotrichiellaceae. The transcript has 3 exons. The record is from RefSeq and is a predicted model, not a curated record. Gene Ontology annotation, molecular function: deoxyribodipyrimidine photo-lyase activity; damaged DNA binding; FAD binding. The coding region runs from base 1302 to 3311 and encodes 669 amino acids. Gene Ontology annotation, biological process: photoreactive repair.